This is a messenger RNA of Folsomia candida, 1739 nucleotides long. It is a transcript of the gene ND-49, whose product is annotated as NADH-ubiquinone oxidoreductase 49 kDa subunit. The record is from RefSeq and is a predicted model, not a curated record. Gene Ontology annotation, biological process: mitochondrial electron transport, NADH to ubiquinone. Gene Ontology annotation, molecular function: NADH dehydrogenase (ubiquinone) activity; quinone binding; NAD binding. The transcript has 9 exons. NCBI's taxonomy places the organism in Eukaryota, Metazoa, Arthropoda, Collembola, Entomobryomorpha, Isotomidae. Bases 108 to 1520 code for a protein of 470 amino acids.
CACGAGUCUCAAUUUAAGGCUGAGCAGCCGAAUAAAAACAGCUCAGUUAAAAAUUCUCAAAAUUUUGAUUUUGGUAAAUUCAAUUGCUAAUUGGCACAAGUGACGGGAUGGCGUCCGUUCUGGUUUCCGGUUUACGCCAGAAGAUUGUUGGCUCAGCGUUGAAGAAAAGUUGUGGUUUGCUCGAACCAUCUGGGAGUGUUUUGCUUGAUCGGACUCCCAACCGCUCCGCUGCCCGAUGGUACCCCGAGGAAAAAGACUUGCAAGAAAUGAAAGGUCCUUACCUCUGGAAUCCGGGUCACGAACAGUGGAAACAUAUCCUUAUGUUGUCUGAGAAUCGUCCGGAAAUUGAAAAGAAGGUGAAGAACUUGACAUUAAAUUUUGGCCCACAACAUCCCGCAGCUCACGGCGUAUUGCGUCUCGUUCUCGAACUCGAGGGUGAAACCGUGGUCAGGGCGGAUCCACACAUUGGUCUACUUCACAGAGGAACUGAGAAGCUUAUCGAGUACAAGACGUAUACACAAGCGCUACCCUACUUUGACCGGCUGGACUACGUUUCUAUGAUGUGCAACGAGCAGUGCUACUCCCUCGCGGUGGAGAAACUUCUUAACAUUGAUGUCCCCAUCAGGGCAAAGUACAUCCGAGUCUUGUUUGCCGAGAUUACACGUAUAUUGAAUCACAUCAUGGCCGUGGGGACGCACGCCCUGGAUAUUGGAGCCCUCACCCCCUUCUUCUGGUUAUUCGAGGAGCGCGAGAAAAUGAUGGAGUUUUACGAACGCGUCUCCGGUGCGAGAAUGCACGCCGCGUACGUCCGUCCUGGAGGUGUUUCUCUGGACAUGCCACUUGGUCUGAUGGACGACAUUUACGAGUUUUCUACCAAGUUUGCCGAACGGUUGGACGAGGUGGAGGACGUACUGACGGCGAAUCGAAUCUGGAAGCAGAGAACGAUUGACAUUGGAAUCGUGACGGCGGAGGAGGCGCUCAACUACGGCUUUUCAGGUGUCAUGCUGCGUGGCUCGGGAAUUAAGUGGGACUUGAGAAAAACGCAACCAUACGAUGCCUAUCACCUUGUCGACUUUGACGUCCCCAUUGGCACAAAGGGCGACUGCUACGAUCGAUAUUUAAUCCGUAUUGAGGAAAUGCGUCAAUCCCUUCGUAUUAUCGAACAAUGCUUAAAUCAGAUGCCGGAAGGAGCGGUGAAAACAGACGAUGCAAAAAUUAGCACGCCAAGUCGGGCAGAAAUGAAGACAUCCAUGGAGGCGUUGAUUCAUCACUUUAAAUUGUUCUCGCAAGGCUACACAGUCCCACCGGGGUCCACUUAUACGGCCAUCGAAGCUCCAAAAGGCGAAUUUGGCGUCUACCUAGUCUCAGAUGGCGGCUCGAAACCGUACCGGUGUAAAAUUAAGGCCCCUGGUUUCGCACAUUUAGCCGCUUUACAAAAACUCGGUCCGAAACAUAUGUUGGCCGAUAUCGUAGCCAUUAUUGGAACGCUGGACGUCGUCUUUGGUGAAAUUGAUCGCUAAUAAUAAGACAGGGGCGACAAUUAGAUAUCUAAGCUAUAUUAUUUUGAGCCAUCGUCACCUCACAGAAAAGUGAGUCGAUCGCCGCAUCAUAACUGACAACAUAAUUGUGACGGGCGACGAUCGACUUGCUUAACUUCUUGUUAACAAGUCUUAACUGUAAUUAUUAUGUAGCUGAGUAAAAAAUGUAUUAAAAAUUGUAAAAAAUGUUUGACAAAACAA